This is a messenger RNA of Parus major (Great Tit), 334 nucleotides long. RefSeq names its product hydrocephalus-inducing protein homolog. The transcript has 2 exons. Gene Ontology annotation, biological process: axonemal central apparatus assembly; cilium movement. The record is from RefSeq and is a predicted model, not a curated record. The annotation marks the transcript as partial. Gene Ontology annotation, cellular component: axoneme. Lineage: Eukaryota; Metazoa; Chordata; Aves; Passeriformes; Paridae.
UUCACAGUUUCCACUGCUCCUGCGCCGCAGCAGCUGAACAUCAUCAGCAGUCAUGGCGAAGAGCUGAACUGCUUGAGCUGUGUGCUGCCUGAGGACCUGCUGGUGGACAUCCUCUGUGAGAGGCUGAAGAGUAAAGACUGCUACAAGGGAGUGGUUUUUGAUGGCUUGGAGAGCCUCUUCACAAGCAGCCUGGAAUCUUCCCUGCUCUGUGUACUCAAAGCUGUCAAGUACCGUCGUCAUAUCUUCAUGGUGAACCUGCAUCAUGAUUAUGCUUCUUGCAAAGCCCAGGAAGAAGCUAAAAGAAAGCAGGAGGAAGCUAAAAGAGAGGAGGAAG